This is a messenger RNA of Peromyscus leucopus (white-footed mouse), 1426 nucleotides long. It is a transcript of the gene Rcl1, whose product is annotated as RNA terminal phosphate cyclase like 1. The transcript has 9 exons. The record is from RefSeq and is a predicted model, not a curated record. The coding region runs from base 126 to 1247 and encodes 373 amino acids. Gene Ontology annotation, molecular function: RNA endonuclease activity. Gene Ontology annotation, cellular component: nucleolus. Gene Ontology annotation, biological process: ribosome biogenesis; endonucleolytic cleavage of tricistronic rRNA transcript (SSU-rRNA, 5.8S rRNA, LSU-rRNA). Lineage: Eukaryota; Metazoa; Chordata; Mammalia; Rodentia; Cricetidae.
CCUCCCCUCUGACCCGGUGUCUAGUCGCUCUGUCUUCCUGUUCCAAACCACGUGGAUGCGUCGGGGGCCGCGGUGGUGGUCCCUGUCGCGUUCCCGGCUCCCGGCCCUCCGCGGACCGCGCGCACAUGGCGACCCAGGCGCACUCCCUCAGCUACGCGGGGUGCAACUUCUUGCGCCAGCGGCUGGUCCUGUCCACCCUGAGCGGGCGCCCGGUCAAGAUCCGCAGGAUUCGGGCCAGGGACGACAACCCGGGCCUCCGAGAUUUUGAAGCAAGCUUUAUAAGGCUGUUGGACAAAAUAACUAAUGGUUCUCGAAUUGAAAUCAACCAAACAGGAACAACCUUGUAUUACCAGCCUGGCCUCCUGUAUGGUGGGUCUGUGGAGCAUGACUGUAGUGUUCUCCGCAGCAUUGGCUAUUACCUGGAGGCUCUGCUUUGCCUGGCUCCGUUUAUGAAACACCCGUUAAAAAUCAUUCUGCGAGGAGUGACCAAUGACCAAGUUGACCCUUCGGUUGAUGUUCUUAAGGCAACAGCACUCCCUCUGUUGAAACAGUUUGGGAUCGAUGGAGAGUCAUUUGAGCUAAAGAUUUUACGACGGGGAAUGCCUCCAGGAGGAGGAGGCGAAGUGCUUUUCUCAUGUCCUGUAAGGAAGGUCCUGAAGCCUGUCCAGCUCACAGACCCAGGAAAAAUCAAGCGGAUCAGAGGAAUGGCGUACUCGGUGCGCGUAUCCCCUCAGAUGGCAAACCGGAUUGUGGAUUCUGCCAGGAGCAUCCUCAACAAGUUCAUACCCGACAUCUAUAUCUACACAGACCACAUGAAAGGCGUCAACUCUGGGAAGUCUCCAGGCUUUGGACUGUCGCUGGUGGCAGAGACUACCAAUGGUACCUUCCUGAGUGCUGAACUGGCCUCGAACCCCCAGGGCCAGGGGGCAGCGGUGCUACCUGAGGACCUCGGCAGGAACUGUGCAAAGCUGCUGCUUGAAGAAGUCUACAGGGGCGGAUGUGUGGACUCGACCAACCAAAGUCUAGUUCUGCUGCUCAUGACCCUUGGACAGCAGGACGUUUCCAAAGUCCUGCUGGGACCUCUCUCGCCCUACACGAUAGAAUUUUUGCGGCAUUUGAAGAGCUUUUUCCAGGUUAUGUUUAAAAUUGAAACGAAGCCAUGUGGUGAGGAACUCAAGGGUGGGGACAAAGUGCUGAUGACCUGCGUUGGUAUUGGCUUCUCGAAUCUCAGCAAGACCCUCAAGUGAUGCUCUUACACCAGCAGCCUCUGUUGUGGAUGGAUGAAGCAGAAGCUGCGGAGGAGCGAAGGGACCACGUCCAGAUGUGUCCAUCCAGGACAGGACAGCCUCUUAACAUUAAGGACUUUAUUAACUAGUUUUCCACUGAAAAUACUGAUGUGCAAAUAAAAGACAUUUCUACCAUGUGA